AUGAGGAACCACAUCCGUUCUCUGGCCCUACUGAAGCUGGAUUGCCAAGGAUUACUUGCACGCAUCACACAAGACACAGUCAUUUUUACGUCUGCUGUGAAGCUUGGGAAAGGCUGGAGAGAGCUAGCGGAAAAAUUAGCACGACUCACAAAGCAACAAAUCGAAGCUUAUGAAACUCCCCACCGGGGCACAAAUGGAGAUGUCCCUCCAGAGAUGAUGUGGAAACCGGCGUAUGAUUUUCUGUACACCUGGGGAGCUCAUUAUGGGGACAGUUACAGAGAUAUGUUGCAAGACCUGCAAUCUGCACUGGACAAGAUGAAGAAUCCUGUGACCAAACAGUGGCGAGAAUUAACCGGAGCUCUGAUUCUAGUCAACUGCAUGGAGGUUCUCCAGGCAAGCGCUUUCUCUAAGAUGGAUGAAGACUAGAAGUCAUCUAAUUUAGAAAGGCGCCGUGGAAAUUAUCUUCCUGAAACACAAAGCAGUUAAAUGAGAGCAUUUGCAUCAAGAACCGUUUAGCUCCUCUGCCUGUGAAAAUUAUGCCUAUUGCUUCUGGCAUUUAUGGGCUUAAGCGUUUUUAAAUGAAAAUAUCAAGUCAUUUAUUUUUCAAGCAGGACCAGUUUUCCCUUGCUUUCCUUCAUACUCAUAUCCCUACAACAACAUGUCUCGAAAGGUGUUUGUGUAUAGCAGUCAUAAUCUGAACAGCCUUGCAGUGGGCCGCACAUUUU
Molecule: messenger RNA, 725 nt
Organism: Lacerta agilis (Sand lizard)
Lineage: Eukaryota; Metazoa; Chordata; Lepidosauria; Squamata; Lacertidae
Product: metastasis-associated in colon cancer protein 1-like
Exons: 3
Coding region: 1-426 (141 amino acids)
Cellular component (GO): cytoplasm
Source: RefSeq, a predicted model, not a curated record